Pygocentrus nattereri (red-bellied piranha) is the source of this 2373-nucleotide messenger RNA. RefSeq names its product bone morphogenetic protein 7-like. The record is from RefSeq and is a predicted model, not a curated record. Gene Ontology annotation, cellular component: extracellular region. The transcript is spliced from 7 exons. Gene Ontology annotation, molecular function: growth factor activity; cytokine activity. Gene Ontology annotation, biological process: SMAD protein signal transduction. The coding region runs from base 104 to 1315 and encodes 403 amino acids. NCBI's taxonomy places the organism in Eukaryota, Metazoa, Chordata, Actinopteri, Characiformes, Serrasalmidae.
CCCUGCUUGUUGUAACUGUUAGUGCGCGCGCUCAUCUGCAUCAUCAACACGGAGUAACCGACUAUUUCUAAGCCUCCUCCUCCUCCUCCUCUUCCUCAGCAGUAUGCUCUCUGCGCUCUUGCUGUUUCUCGCCUGGAGCUGCGGCGUGCUGGCGGUGGUGGCGCGCGCGCCGGACAGCCCUUUUCCCGCAGCUGCUGCGGAGCGGCGCGCGGUGCAGAGGGAGAUCCUCGCGCUGCUCGGACUGCCGCACCGGCCCCGGCCGCCUUCUCCUCUCAAGCGCACCGCCGCGCCGCUCUACAUGCUGGACCUAUACCGCGCUGUGCUCUCGGACGGACCGGAACCGCGCGUGCCUCUCCCGCCUACAGAGCACGAGGAGGAGCGGCUGCUGAGCGACGCGGACAUGGUGAUGAGCUUCGCCAACCUGGUUGUAGAUCCUGAGGAGGACCCCAGUGUGUUUCAUCAGUACCACCGCUUCGACCUCUCUCGCAUUCCAGACGGGGAAACGGUCACUGCUGCAGAGUUCCGUGUUUACAAGGACUUUGUGCACGAGCGAUAUGAAAACGAGACGUUUCACGUCAGUGUGUAUCAGGUGCUGCGGGAACAGGACGGCAGAGACUCAGAUCUCUUUCUGCUGGACUCCAGGGUUGUGUGGGCAGCUGAAGAAGGAUGGCUGGUGUUUGACCUCACUGCCACCAGUAACCACUGGCUACUACAUCCGAGUCAAAACUUGGGCCUGCUGCUCACUCUGGAGAGUCAAGAUGGUGAGCAAGUGAAACCUAGGGCAGCGGGACUGAUAGGCAGCAGAGGGCCUCAGAACAAGCGGCCAUUUGUAGUAGCAUUCUUUAAAGCUACCGGAGUCCAUCUCCGUAGUGUCCGAUCCGCCCCUGGACACAAGCAGAGGACCCAGAACCGCUCCAAAACCCCGAAACAUGCAGCACCUUCCAGUCAGGAGGCUCUGAAACUCGCAGAGGCAGCAGAGAAUGUCAGUGUGGACCCAAAACAGGGCUGCAAAAAACAUGAGCUCUACGUCAGCUUCAGAGACCUGGGGUGGCAGGACUGGAUUAUAGCUCCAGAAGGCUAUGCUGCAUAUUAUUGUGAGGGAGAAUGUGCUUUCCCUUUAAACUCCUACAUGAAUGCCACUAACCAUGCCAUCGUACAGACACUGGUGCAUUUCAUAAACCCAGACUCUGUUCCGAAGCCCUGCUGUGCCCCCACUCAGCUCCACGGCAUCUCCGUGCUCUACUUCGACGACAGCUCUAAUGUCAUCCUGAAGAAGUACCGUAACAUGGUGGUCAGAGCCUGUGGGUGCCACUGACCACACGGUCAACCAGCCAGAGACUGAGGGAAGGAAUGAGGAAGAUAAAAUAAAGGCCAGUUGUGCCUCCAAGGAGCCAUGCAAUUAAUAGGACUCGUUAACUGGAGCAAAUCUGGACCACUGUGCUACCACCACUCGCUCAAAAAACUGUGCCAUACAGAGCUGUUGUGGCAACUGUGCACCCCCAGCCAAGUGGACAAGAGUGGAGAGUGGUCUUAUUAUAUGCUGUACAGGCUGGAAACGGCAUGUUUCAGUCCAGGGCCACAGACAACUAUGAAGAGAUGGGUGUUAAGGACACUUGUUUGUGAUUUCCCAUCCAAGAUAUAUCUGUUAGCUUGCUAACGCCUUUGAACACAGAGCUAAGGAGAUAAGACAAAUGUAUAAAUUUCAUCUUACCUUAAAUGUCAUUGACAAGGGAAGGCAUGUUUAGUGUCUCAAAUUAGCUUCUGAAGUUUUGCACUGGUGCUAUAAGGGCUAGUGUAGCUAACAAAACGACACAAGCUUAUAGCUAACAGCUUAUAGUUAGCAUUGUACAAACUGGAUGCCUAAAUCAUCUCAUAUUUCCCUCAAAUUGCAUCAAAUUGUUGACUAAUCUUAAUUAGAUUUGCUUAUGUGUUUUCUGACACUGUGCGACAUACUGCUAUCUAUAAAAAUGGACAGAUCAAAUUCAGGAUUCAAGAUGGCUGCUAGUUCUGUUUUUAGCUAUGUAUUUAUACUCUUUUCAUUUUUAUUGAUGUAUUGUGUCUGACAGUAUCAGACACCACAUAAAAAGUUGAUUUAAGCUUACUUAACAACAUUGUUUGAGCCAUGGGUUGGGUGAAUUAGAAAUGCACUGUUGGCUAUAAGUGGUUGGCUAUUAGCUUCCAUUAUUGGUUAGCGUUAGCCUCAAAGCUCUAGUGCAAAACUAAAGAAGCAAACUUCAGACACCAAAAAUGUCUUGGCUAAAUUAUUACUUUUGGGGUAAGGGGGAGAAAUAUUAUGUGGAUUUAUUUUAUUUGGCUGAGCUGAGCGGGCAUUCCACUGAUUUUUCAAAAUGUCUCCAUAAUUCAGUCAUGUAA